Molecule: messenger RNA, 1066 nt
Organism: Dalotia coriaria
Lineage: Eukaryota; Metazoa; Arthropoda; Insecta; Coleoptera; Staphylinidae
Product: transcription factor 15-like
Exons: 4
Coding region: 324-950 (208 amino acids)
Biological process (GO): regulation of transcription by RNA polymerase II; developmental process
Molecular function (GO): RNA polymerase II transcription regulatory region sequence-specific DNA binding; DNA-binding transcription factor activity, RNA polymerase II-specific; protein dimerization activity
Source: RefSeq, a predicted model, not a curated record
GAUUUAACUUCAGAUACUAAUAUAAUGUUAUUACAGCUUAAAAAUACUAAAGUUAUCAAUUAAUCAACAGGUUUUAAUACAAUUGAUAAAAAGGAGAUCAUUUUAGUGAUGAUUGCCCUAAUGAUGAUGAUGAUGACUUUAGCAGAUUGUAAACAAAGUUAAAACAGGCCCGGGUGCUCAUCUCUCACAUGUGGUUCAGCUGCAAAUUGGUUCAAAACCGAAUGCCGCUAUUCCAGUCUCAGUUGAACAGUGGCUGUGUCAAAGUAUGGACCAAUGUUUUAAAGUUUUAACCGAUGUAAAUUCACUCUCAAUAAAAUAAUAAAAUGUCAGCAAUAAAAAAUACAAAAUCACGCAAACGCUCUGCGAAACAAGCAAAACUGGAAAGUGUUACAACAUUUAAAACCCAACCGAAUUUUGGAUUCGAUCAAACCGAUUCUUCCGUUUAUCCAGUUCGACAGCGUACUCAAGCAAAUGCACGUGAAAGGGAUCGAACUCACAGGUACAAUUCUCUUUUGAAUGUCAAUUCCGCAUUUGUAAUCUUACGUACUUUAAUUCCAACUGAACCAAAGGAUAGAAAGUUAUCCAAAAUUGAAACAUUGCGUUUGGCUUCAAGUUACAUAUCACAUUUGGCUACACAAUUAAUGGCAGGAUCUUUGGGACUUCCGUGUCACAAUAUAAUUAAUUAUGACACUAAUGAAAAUGUUCCAAGUCGUAAUUCUGUUUGUACGUUUUGUAUUGCCCACAAGAAAGGAAUGAAUAAGGGAAUUCCACCAGACAACAAGAAAAAAUAUCAACAUUGCGAAAAUACUUCGAUGUUGGAAAAUGAUUUAACUUUAUACCCUCAACAAAACUUUGAAUGCGACUACGGAUUCAGAGAAUUUAUUAAUAUAAAUGAUGUAAAUAUGCUUGCUACUUCAGAUGCAAGUUCCACAUUAAGCCUAGUUGAUUAAUUAUAAAAAAAUAUAAAAUAUUAAAGUAAUUACAUCUGCGGAACAUAGGUAAAAAGAAAAAAAGUAGAUUUUGUUUGCAGUCAUGUUCAGCAUAAAUAAUAAACAUUUCAACAAUG